AUGGAGGCCAGUGUGACUUGUAGGCCACCAGGGAACAUUAUUAGCCAGAGUGAGCUUGUAUCGUUGUGGGAGAAGAAAACAGGAACCACUUUGAAGAGAGUUUUCGUAUCAGAAUCUGAGCUAAUCAAAUUGUCAGAGACUCUGCCUCAUCCCGAUAAUGCUCCUGUUUGCGUUUUGCACAAUGUAUUUGUGAAAGGUGACCAGACCAACUACGAAGUAGGAGAAGAAGCGCUUGAGGUUUCAAAGCUCUAUCCCGAUUACAAAUACACUCCAAUAGAAGAGUUUCUUGAGGCAUCAGUCAGUGCUCCCCGCGAUAUAAAACUUACAUCCUUUGCCUAAAGCAAGUUUGGGAAAUUUAUAUUGGUAUAAUUGCCCGACACAAUAUUUUAUCUGUAAUAAAGAAGCAAGAAUCCAACAGAGAUCUUAGGAGAAACCACAGGUAUGUAGGCUCCUCGAUACCUUAGCCCACAAGUAUUGUCAGAAUUCAUGUGAACACCAAACUAAAAAGUACUUUUUAUAUUGUC
Cryptomeria japonica (Japanese cedar) is the source of this 524-nucleotide messenger RNA. RefSeq names its product isoeugenol synthase 1-like. The coding region runs from base 1 to 339 and encodes 112 amino acids. The transcript is spliced from 3 exons. Lineage: Eukaryota; Viridiplantae; Streptophyta; Pinopsida; Cupressales; Cupressaceae. The record is from RefSeq and is a predicted model, not a curated record.